Molecule: messenger RNA, 708 nt
Organism: Blepharisma stoltei
Lineage: Eukaryota; Ciliophora; Heterotrichea; Heterotrichida; Blepharismidae
Source: the annotation of a GenBank genome assembly
AUGAAAAGUUUAGCAUUCAGCAAAAUUUCAAAUCUAUGUUGGGUAAUGUUCCAGGGCUUUCAGCUCACUACUAUCGGAAUCAUGGCUUGGGCCCUCUUGUCAGACAAUUGGGUAGAGCUUAAUAUCUCUGGCGUAUACGGGGACUUGAAAUGAACAGGAACCUUAACAAAAGUUCGUAAGGGCUUAAGGGCUUUAGAAGGCAGCUCUUACUUUGAUAUGUUUAUAGCUUUUUGCAGCACAACUCAAAAGUCUCAAGAUGUUCCUGACGAAGAAAUGACUUGGUGCGAAAUGUUUGCACAGCUUUGGAUCAGUGAAUUGGUUUACAUAACUUUAGAAAUAAUCACUAUUUGCGCAGUGCUCAUAUGGAUUAUUUCACUGAGAUCUGCAUUAAAAACUAACAAAAUCAAGCCAGUCCCAGCGUUUUGGUUUGCACAAGUUGCAUGGAUUUCUCAUGAAAUCGCAUUUAUAAGCUGGAUGGUUUUAGCCAAAGCAAAUUUUAGUGGUGACUGUACAAGUGAAAGUGACGAUGCCUCACCACCUAAGCUUUGUGCUCUUACUGGGCCAAUCCUUGGCUUAAUUUUAGCAAUUAUGCUACCAAUCAUGUCACUAUCAUAUUCCUUAUUGGUGCGAUAUUUACCAAAAGCAAUUGAUUGUGAGCAUGUAGUUCAAAAAGAAUCAGAUGGAGCUUUAAAAGUAAUUGUUGCUUAA